Molecule: messenger RNA, 1788 nt
Organism: Knipowitschia caucasica
Lineage: Eukaryota; Metazoa; Chordata; Actinopteri; Gobiiformes; Gobiidae
Source: the annotation of a GenBank genome assembly
AUGUGGAGGAGGAUCAUAAAGAUCACUCACAUCCCUCCUCUCUCCCUCCUCUCCCUCCUCUCCCUCUCCUCUCCCUCCUCUCUCCCUCCUCUCUCCCUCCUCUCUCCUCUCCCUCCUCUCACCCUCCUCUCUCCCUCCUCUCACCCUCCUCUCUCCCUCCCCUCUCCUCUCCCUCCUCUCUCCCUCCUCUCACCCUCCUCUCUCCCUCCUCUCCCUCCUCUCCCUCCUCUCUCCCUCUCCUCUCCCUCCUCUCUCCCUCCUCUCUCCCUCCUCUCUCCCUCCCCUCUCCUCUCCCUCCUCUCUCCCUCCUCUCACCCUCCUCUCUCCCUCCUCUCACCCUCCUCUCUCCCUCCUCUCUCCCUCCUCUCUCCCUCCUCUCUCCCUCCUCUCCCUCCUCUCUCCCUCCUCUCUCCCUCCUCUCCCUCCUCUCUCCCUCCUCUCUCCCUCCUCUCUCCCAGACUCCAGCCGCUGUUCGGGCUCAGGCAGAGACGCACUUUCACAGAAAGAGAGCAGGAAGAACCAAGAGCAGCCAUGGCCGUCGGGAAGAUGCGCUCCACUCGAAAGCUGCGUGACUGGAUGGUGACACAGGUGAACAGUGGUCGGUACCCGGGAGUGGUCUGGGACGACGAGAACAGAACCAGGUUCCGAAUCCCCUGGAAACACGCAGGAAAACAGGACUUCAGGAAGGACGAGGACGCCGCCAUCUUUAAGGCGUGGGCAGAGUUUAAGGGGAAGCUGACCGCAAAGGAGCAGAAUAAUCCGGCCUCGUGGAAGACCCGCCUCCGCUGCGCCCUCAACAAGAGCCCGGAGUUCAGGGAAGAGAACGGCCGCGCCCAACUGGACAUCUCUGAGCCCUACAAGGUCUACAGCCUGGUGCCCCCCUCAGAGCAGGGUUUUCCGUCUCCACAGAAGAAGAGCUGUGAGCGACGCAAACGCAAGAGCUCCGAGAAAAACCAGAAACCAGAACCCAAAACCAUCAAGACUGAAGAGGAACCAGAGACCACUCUAGAGAACGUGGAGGUGUUUUUCGGCAGUGAGAUUGUUCAUGUGGAGGAGACAGCGACCAAUCAGCUGCCGAGACCGACGGAAGAGAUGGAUGAGAUCACUCUGGACGUCCGGAUAGAGGAAACAGCUCAAACGGAGCCGGACUCCUUCCGUGUUGUGGUGCAGUACUGGGGGCAGGAAGUGGCUCGGCAGCAGGUCUUCAGUUCGGAUGUUCGUAUCCAGUACCUGUGCUCCCCCCUCUGCCCCCCCUCGGCUCUCCCCCAGGGGGCGCAGUUCCCCAGCGUGGUCCUCCCCCCUCCCCCCUGCUCUCUGGGGCAGGGCCAGGAGCUCGCGGCGCUCACCACUCUGCUGCCGUUCAUGGAGAAAGGCGUGGUGUUGACCUCCACUCCGCGGGGGGUCUACGGCCGCCGCUUCUGCCAGGGGCGGGUCUUCUGGGCGGGACCACAUUGUGGGCGGGGCCUGCACAAGCUGGAGCGCCACACGGAGCCCGAGCUACUCUUCUGCAAGGACGCCUUCAAACAGCAGCUGGACCUCUUCUGUUCGUCUCGAGGGGAGCGUCCGAGCUGCGGCUUCACUUUGUGCUUUGGAGAAGAACUGAACGAGACCGAGGAGACCAGCAGGAAACUCAUCAUUGUACAGGUCUCGUUGCCGUGGGCGGAGAAGCAGGUGGAGGACUUCGAGUCCAUCGUUCGCUCCAUAAACUUAUUUCAGAGUUUGGCCGAUCAGAACCCGACCGGAGAGAUCACCAUCCACCUGGAACCAGUACCUGAGGGGGAGAUCUGA